GCAGCAAAACGCAAACCGGACGGGCAGAGGUUGGGAAAAAGUUAGCCGCCGGCAGCAAAUGCCCCACCAAUCAGUGAGACAUACGAGCGGCUAUGGGUACCCGACGCCACGUCCCCGCAACUUCACAACGAACAGCAGAGGUAGGAGAGUAAGGAGAGGAGGAAGAGCACUGCCAGUGCUAGGGGCAGUCGGCAGGCGCGGCGCGUUCCCCUCAGUCCCCUUCCCCGGCUGGUCUUGCCGGGAGUAAGGGGAACGAAGCCACCGGCGCGGCAUGGAGCCCAAGCCGUCUUCGGCGGCGCAUGCUGACGCGCCAGCGGUCGAGGCCCCCCGCCGCCGUGGCGGCGGCGGCAAGCGCAAGUCGGCCGGGUCCUCGUUCACGCCGUCGAAGCGUCAGGCCAAGGAGCGGAACGCUUCCUUCCACGUGCCCCCGCAUCUUCUGCACAGCGGGCCGCUCACCCGCGCCGCGCGCCAGUCGCCGCACAAGCUCUCGGGCACGCCGUCGGAGUCGGUGCCAGCGUCGUCGGCGGCCGCAACUGGGGACGGGGUGAGCGGCGGGCAGGCGGUGGUUGAUGCGAUCCGGCCCGAGACAGAGGAAACGCCGGCCCCGGAGCUGCCGCUGGUAGACGAGAUGUUCGAGGCCGUCCGAUCCCGUGGCGCUGGCGUCCAUGUGGUCCCUACCUUUGCUGGAUGGUUUUCGUGGAAAGAAAUCCACCCAGUUGAGAAGCAGACCUUGCCUUCUUUUUUUAAUGGAAAAUCUGAGAAGCGGACACCUGAGGUAUAUUUGGCGGUUAGAAAUUCGAUCAUGAUGAAAUUUCAUGCCAAUCCUCAAUUGCAGCUGGAGUCCAAAGACCUGGCUGAGUUGUCAAUCGGGGAGACCGAUGCUCGGCAGGAAAUCUUGGAAUUCUUGGAUCACUGGGGCUUGAUAAAUUUCCACCCUUUCCCACCAGAUGGACAUGAGGAGAGUAAGCCAGAGGAGACCCAAGACAAUUCUAAUGACGAGAAAGCUUCUUUGAUCGAGCAACUGUUUAAGUUUGAAUCAGUUCAAUCAUAUAUGACGCCUUUACCAAUGAAAGAAGAUGUGAGAGCUCCGCCUCCUCUGCCUAGCUUGAUUCCUGAAUCUGUACUCAUUCAAGAUGUGGUUGCAGCAGCUGAGCCUUCUGUUGAGUACCACUGCAAUUCCUGUUCAGUUGAUUGCUCACGGAAGCGCUAUCAUUGUCGGACCCAGGCAGAUUUUGACCUCUGUUGUGAUUGCUAUAAUGAAGGGAAAUUUGAUCCAGGCAUGGCCAAAACCGAUUUCAUCCUCAUGGAUUCUGCAGGAGUUUCAGGUGCUAGUGGUACUAGUUGGACAGAUGAGGAAACAUUACUUCUAUUAGAAGGUUUGGAAAUUUUUGGUGGAAAAUGGGCUGAGAUUGCUGAACAUGUUGCUACUAAGACAAAAGCACAAUGCAUGUUGCACUUUCUUCAAAUGCAAAUUGAAGACCGCUUCCAUGAUGGCAAAGAUAUUAAUCAAAACAUCCCAGUAAGUACAGAUCAAGCCACAACUGAGAAAGCCAUUGCUGAAACAUCUGAGAAAAUGGAAGUUGAAGAUAAAGUGGAAGGAAGAGGUACUGUGGAUGAAAAGGCCUCAGAGAAAACAGAGGGAAACUGUGAAGAAACAAAAACUGAAAAUGCCAGUGUUGUUGUAAAUAAAGAUACUCAGAAUUCAGAUGGCAGAGAUUCAGGUGCAUCUCCAAGCACUGAAGAGCCAAAGCAAUCUUCUGAUGAGCAACCUGUAGUAAAGGAAAAUUCUGCAGAUGUAGAUACUUCUGGUGAAAAACUAUCAAAUGUUGCUAUUGAUAUCUUAAAAUCUGCAUUUGAGGCUACUGGUCACAGCCCAGAAUAUGAAGGUUCAUUUGCGGAUGCAGGAAAUCCAGUUAUGGCACUAGCAGCGUAUUUAGCUGGUCUUGUGGAAGAUGAUAACACCACCACUUCAUUCCGUAGUUCACUAAAAUCUGUAUCUGAUGUGUCUCCUGCACUCCAAUUAUCAAGUAGGCACUGUUUUAUUCUUGAGGAUCCGCCAGAUGAACUCAAAGACAUUUGUGCUAGUGUAAGUAAGAAAAAUAGAGAUGGUGAUCAAAAACAAGAUGAGGAUAUGAUUCAAAAUUCAAUUGAUACCGAGAAAAAAGAGAUCAAUGAGAAAGAAGGUAAGUCUUUAUCUGUGGAAAAGAAAAACAAUUCAUCCAUGUCACAAAAUGACCACCAAGAAUCAGGCAUUAAGAGCGUCUCAAGUGAUGAUUGCUCCUUAGUGGAGCCAAAAACCAAUAAUGCUAAGGAGUCAGGUGAUUCAACUGCUAUUGGGGACAAGAGUGCAACCGAAACUACAAAAGGUUCAAUAAGUUCCAUGAAAGAUUCAGUUCCUGUAGAUAAUGCGAGUGAAUGUGGUUUAUUAGCUUCUCCCGACGUUGUUGCAGGUAAUACUGAACAAGUGAAUGACUUGCCAAGUGUUGAGGUGGAGGCUCCUGAUGAUUCAUCUUCAAAAGGUAAGGAUGAGCUCAAUAAGACUAAAGAUGCAGUGGCGACACCAGCUACCGUACAGGAACAGAAACACAGCCAAACAUUGGGAAAUGGGGAUAGGGAAGAACCUAACAACAUUGAAAGUGUAGUUGUCGGUGAAGAGAAGGGCUCUGUAGUGACUGCCAACCGACCUGAUUCCAUAGCUAGGCUCAAAAGAGCAGCAGCUACUGCUGUUUCAGCAGCUGCUGUGAAAGCUAGGUUUCUCGGUGAUCAGGAGGAAUAUCAAAUUCGAAGGCUGACAGCACUUGUAAUCGAAAAGCUGUUCCAAAAAAUAGAAGUGAAGAUGUCAUUGUUUUCAGAGAUUGAGCAGGUGGUCUUUCGAACGAGAGAGUACACCGAGAAGACCAGAAAGAAGCUCCUGAAGGAACGAAAUGCGAUUAUUGCAGCUCGGAUGGGCGCAUUGCCGUCUAGGCCAAACCAGACAGGUGUAGCCGGAAACAGGUUACCACCUGGGUAUGGCAACCCUCCUGUAAGGCCUCCAAACGCAAUGCCUCGGCCCACCAGCUGAGGAAAUUCCGGAUUCCGGACACCCAGUGAUCUAUACCCCAUUCUUUUAGAAGCAUACCCCAAAGACUCAAACCUGCCAGCUUGUUGUAGCAUUUUUUAGAAAGUACAUUGUACAAUUGUCUGUAUAACUGCUUCUAUGAAAAUUCACCAAACCUCCACAACUGUUUUAAACAUUCCAUCAGAUAGGAAAAUUCCAUUUCUCUACAAUGAACAGCCCACUUGACCGUUAGCAAGAUUAUUUCUGCUCAAUUUACUAAAAUAGAAUGCUAUAUAUCUGCUCAAA
Molecule: messenger RNA, 3343 nt
Organism: Zea mays
Lineage: Eukaryota; Viridiplantae; Streptophyta; Magnoliopsida; Poales; Poaceae
Product: SWI/SNF complex subunit SWI3D
Molecular function (GO): zinc ion binding; protein binding
Source: RefSeq, a predicted model, not a curated record